AUGGCUUCCAGUUCCAUGACUGAGAGAGCCACAAGCUGUAGCACUGGAUCAAAUGUAGACCCUUUGUUAACUAGACACGAGUCGAUUGAAAUUCAUCCAGUGGACAAUAUCAAAGUUGACCUGAAUGAGGAGGGAACAGUUAGAAGAUGGACAGUAGGCACAAAAAAUGUGAAGCCAAAUAAAACAGUGUUACUCAUGGGAGCGACUGGAGUGGGAAAAUCAACUCUCAUCAACUUUAUUGCCAAUUACAUCCUUGGGGUCAAUUGGGAGGACAACAAAAGAUUCCAAUUAAUCCCAGAUGAAAAAAAGAGUCAAACUGCAUCUCAAACUACUGCCAUCACUGUGUAUGAAAUCUUUGGCCAUGAAGGGGACCGUGUUCCUUUUUCACUUACAAUCAUCGACACUCCAGGAUUUGGAGACACAAAUGGGAUUGAACAAGAUCAACUCAUUACUAAAAACCUUCAAGAAUUGUUUGAGUCAAAAGAUGGAGUGCACCAAAUUGAUGCAGUGUGUUUUGUUGUUAGAGAGGAUGAGGUUCGUCUCACCCUCACCCAGCUCUACAUAUUUGAGUCCAUCCUUUCCAUAUUUGGAAAAGACAUUGAAAAAAACAUCCUGGCACUCAUCACAUUUGCAAGCAGAGGCAAUCAUCCUCCCCCUGCUCUUAAAGCCAUUAAGGAAGCUGGGAUUCCAUGUUCAAAAGAGAAACUGAAAUUCAACAUUACAUCUUUCACAAACAGAUCAGCUGAUCCACACAUAAUAACAAAUAAUAAAAGAAAUUGGGCAAUGGGAGAGAAAAGCAUGAUGAAGUUCAUCAACUUACUAACAACGCUGGAAACAAGAAGCUUGCAGCUGACCCAAGAGGUGCUAGAGGAACGCAAACAUCUUGAGGCUUGUAUUGAUGGGAUAGAAGAUCAGCUGAAGAUAACCCUUGACAAACAGAUCGAACUUAAAGAAAUUCAAAAAGUCUUGAAAGAAAACAAGGAAAUGAUAGAGGUUGAAAAAGAUUUUGAAUUUGUGGUCACCACUAAUGAGUUUGUAAGGGUUGAAUCUGAAAAGAUGGCAACCAACUGCAAUAACUGUGGAAUGACUUGUCAUCUAAGGUGUCCAUUAGCCCCACAGAAGCUGUUAUUUCUUUGUGAUGCCAUGAGAAACCGGCAUUGUAAAAUUUGCCCUGGCAAAUGUUCCUGGAAAGAUCAUAUAAAAGAAAAGGUGGUAUUCCAAAUUACUCCCAAAGUUGUGAAGAAAACAUACAAUGAUCUAAAAUUAGAGUAUGGACAGGGUCUAGGUGGAACAAUCACAGCAGAGGAUAUGAAGGAGAAGAUUCAGUCUGAGAUACAAGAAGCAGAAGACAAAGGAAACGAACUGCUGGAGACUUCAUACAAAUGUGUAGCAAGACUAGAGGAGAUUGCACUAAGGCCCAAUCCAUUGACAGCAGAGGAAUACAUUGAUCUUCUGAUUCAUCGAGAGACAGAAAAUAUCAACAGGGUAAAGAAACUUCAGGAAAUGAAGGCAAAAGCUCUGCUGAUAUCUUCAAUGACAAAGGAAAAACUUGAACAAGGCACGGGAUGGGUUCUUAAAAAAAUGAAAGGAUGGACAUUGCAUGAUUAGCUAUACAAACCAGUAAGAGUGUGUAAGGACGGAUAAAAUCAGCUGGCCCAGCACAUUGUCUGUUGUCAGGCAAUCACGAUAGAGAACCGAUUCAAAACUAUCUGGAGUCAGCAAGAAGCGUUUGACAGAAGAGGUCCUCAAACAAAGCUGACAUAGACACUGAGUGCACAAAACAUUAGGAUCAUCUGCUCUUUCCAUGACAUAGACUGACCAGGUGAAUCUUGCUAU
Messenger RNA from Coregonus clupeaformis (lake whitefish), 1836 nucleotides. RefSeq lists its product as uncharacterized. The record is from RefSeq and is a predicted model, not a curated record. The transcript is spliced from 2 exons. Gene Ontology annotation, molecular function: GTP binding. The coding region runs from base 1 to 1608 and encodes 535 amino acids. NCBI's taxonomy places the organism in Eukaryota, Metazoa, Chordata, Actinopteri, Salmoniformes, Salmonidae.